CUUGCGUCUUGCCACGUCCUUUUCACUGCGCUUCUGCCCCACCUGCCCGCUCAACUCCUACUCUUUCACCCACCAUGCCUUGGCAACCUUGCCUCGUAUGCAAAGAAGAGACCGCCAACUUCUGCAGAUACUGCGUACGAACACGUAACGACGGAAUACUCAUUGACGCUCGUUUCUAUUGCGACGUUGACUGCAGAAAGAAAGACGAGGUCGAGCACCUUAAGGUACACAUGAACGUUCAUCGCACCACACCUCCGAAUAUGGAACGCGCAACCAAGGCCGGCAAGAUCGCACAGUCGCUCUUUUACGCGUUUUUGGAGAACACGUGGACCUACGACAUGAAGAAUGUUUGCAUCAAGCGUGAUCAAGAUCACGAUCUUGUUGCGGUCGAAGUCACGGAUGGCACAGGUGUCGUGACAGCUUCAGGGGGCCACACCGACUGCAAGAGCUACGCAGGCGGGUGGCUCAUCAAGUUCCCCGCUGAAUCGUUCAGUGCUUUUGAUAAUGAUGCAAAGCAUGCGCUUCUGAGUGACCGCAGCUCCAUUUGGGCGUUCGUGGUCAUGCAUGCUGCAGUGCAGGCCCUCUUUCAAGACCUAGUCGAUGAUGUACAAACCGACAUCAAGGAGGUUGUCCACUAUCCAGUCGACAAAGCAUCACGUGUCGUUCACGCCCAAGGUACUUUCGGUUUCGAGACAAGGCGCCACGAUCAGGUGUACCCUGAUGUGGACGAGCGCGGCGACACAAAGGGCGUUUACGAGAUCACGCUCAAAUGUGGUGCAAAGAUCGUGCUGGAUCUUGCUGCCGCGCAGUGGGAUCUCCCGGACGGCAACGGCGCACAAGCCCCUGUCAUGUAUUGGGCAGACUACUGGUCUCGCUGGGGCGCCGCGAUCAAGUACCGCAUUCCUUUCCGCAGCCACGCACUCAAGCAUGCCGCGAAGAUGUCCGGCUACCGCGUGGUCACCUCGCAGACUUUGAUCAUGGAGACCAUUCUCUACUUCAACGUCCUUAUGUCGAGUGGGUGUAAGGCCGAGCUCGGCUUCCACCCGCGCGAGCUACUCGACAUGAACGAGACCUACAGUGACGCAAAGAUGCGUUUCUUUGCCCAGGCUGCACGGUACCUCCAGAAGCGCCCCGUCGAAGUCGACAACGGCAACCAUCGCAACGUCCUCGACGCAUUCGACCUGCGCCACCCCAAGGUUAUCGCUGACGCACCAAAGCCGCAGCCCAACAGCAACGGAUCUCUUCCACUUGAUAUCGGCGACAUGGCGAGGUUUGACUGGAAAGCACUCAGCCGCCUGAUUCAGCAGCCAAGCUCAGAGGUCUCGUUGAAGGAGAAGAAGCGGGCAAAGGCGUUGCAGAAGGAUCGGAGUGUGUACAAGGAGCCUGGUACAUGGAAGAUUGUAUUUCUGGAGGAUACACUUCCGGGUCCUAGGGUGCCAGCGGAGCGUGUCAGUGAGAAUCCGGGGUGGAAGUUGGGAUAAGAUGAGGUGUGCAUAAGCUGUGAUGUCCGGGACUUUUGGCCCACAUGGUCUCAUCCAAGAACAGAGGGUGUGUUGCACACACGACUCAUGGGUACGUUGCAGCCAUCAACUUUGUGCAAGCCCUACAAUAAUAGCAUGUUUAGGCGGGAGUAUUGAGAAUCUUUAACGUAAAGCAUGUAUGUUAUUACAUGAGAUAGCGAGGCUGAGGAUCCAAAGCUUCGCGAGCUGUAACUACCGGAGUCGUG
Macroventuria anomochaeta is the source of this 1726-nucleotide messenger RNA. RefSeq lists its product as uncharacterized. Lineage: Eukaryota; Fungi; Ascomycota; Dothideomycetes; Pleosporales; Didymellaceae. The coding region runs from base 75 to 1481 and encodes 468 amino acids. The record is from RefSeq and is a predicted model, not a curated record. The transcript is spliced from 2 exons.